Messenger RNA from Caenorhabditis auriculariae, 1032 nucleotides. Lineage: Eukaryota; Metazoa; Nematoda; Chromadorea; Rhabditida; Rhabditidae. The record is from the annotation of a GenBank genome assembly.
AUGCGAGAAACGGGGCGGAGUCGGAGGCUGAAGCUCCUCGUUUCUGUCGCCACUUACCUCGGACCCUGCGCAUUCUCGUUCAUUCGCCACAUUUACCAUUGCUCGAUUUCAUUUUCUUUUGCAGAAAACCAUGACUCAUCCCUACCCACUUUGAUUGGCUAGCUCGAAAAUUGAAAAAAAGUACUCAGUGGAAUGUUCUGCGGUUGUUCAGAAAACAUUGUCAUUCGCCGGAAGCGUUCUUCGCCGACAUGUGGAUAAGGGUAAGCCGAUUGAAUCGAAAAUUUCGACCUUAUAUUAUACUUAGGUUCUUCUAACACACGCCUUCGUUUUAUCUCAGUUCACUUUUGCGCAUCAAAAACGGCAAAUUUCUUUCACUGUCGAAGAAGGUCCAACCAACGGAAGUAGCCGUCAUUUUCACGCUAUUCGACAUAGCAGAGGUAUAAUUGAAAAAUGAAUUUUCAAUUAAAUGUCCUUCUCAGGAAAAGUUAUUCCAUACAAAUCGGCAACCGGCAGCGUCAUGGACCCUAGGUUGAAUCGCCUGGAAUCUUUUUCGCUCAACUGCCCUCACGUCUCAGAUGCUGCAAGCAAAGAUGUCAGGAAAAAGAAGGGAAAAUUCAAAGAUGACAUUUUUAAGGUUCAAGUAGAAGUCACGUGGACACUCAACGAAACUGUAUGGCUAAAAAUUGAGAACGGCGAGAAGAAAGUCGCAAAUAAAUUGUCCACCUUUAACAAGAGAAGAGUUGGAGGUGCGUUCCAACUUGAAAAUCACUUUGAAACUUGAACCUAAUAAGAAGUGAACAUCAAAGAUUUAUUUCAGGAAAAGCCGUUCUGAGGGUGCUCCUGAACAACGGGCGCUACUUGUUCGACUACGACGAGCUGACAGGCGACUUCGCGAUGGAAGUGACCCCGGUGACGUGGCCAGAAGACGUCGGCUCCUGGCAAUGCCACGUCACCGUCUUGCAAAGUGGAAACACACAUACGCUUACCAGCCGCAGAAGGAUAAAGGCCCCACUUCAGGUUAAUCCAAUCUGA